Symbiodinium pilosum is the source of this 480-nucleotide messenger RNA. The record is from the annotation of a GenBank genome assembly. Lineage: Eukaryota; Dinophyceae; Suessiales; Symbiodiniaceae.
AUGACGCUGGAAACAGCAGACUGGGUCUUCAGCAAGUACGGAACCUUCUUCCGCGCAAUGUUUACCAUGUUUGAGAUCACCUUCUCAGGUGGUUGGCCAAAUUCGGUACGCCCUCUGGUUGACGAUGUAAGCAUCUACUUUGCAAUCCCUUGCCUUCUGUACGUUGUUUUCAUUGUCUUUGCAGCUCUGCGGCUCAUCACUGCGCUCCUUGUCCGGUCUACCAUGCAAGCCAUGUCCAAUGAUGUCGCCACGGCCGUCCUGGAGCGACAAGAAAGGUCGAUCGAACUCCAGGCCAAGCUGCGAAUGCUGUUCGAGGACGGUGACCUGGACGGCGACAAGGCGCUGAGCCUCUCAGAGUGGGAAAAGCUCCUUGAACAUCGAGAAAUCGUGCAGUUCUUGAGCGUGCUGGAAGUUGAUGUUCACGACGCAAAGAUGCUCUUCCAUAUGCUGGAUGAUGGCGAUGGCUUGCUUACGGUGCAG